AUGUCAGCGGCACACCCACCAGCGAAGCAGACGGCCAUCGUCGGCCUUGACGAUGGCAACAUCGGGCUGCGGCGAGACGCCCCCGUGCCGCUGCCGCAGCAGCAGCUCGCCGACGACAUGAUCCUGGUGAGAAACGUGGCCGUGGCGCUCAGCUCCAUGGACGCCAAGUUGGUGGCCACCACCACCACCAUCACUCCCGGCGCCAUCGCAGGCAUGGACUUUGCGGGCGAAGUCGUCGCCCUCGGCUCCAACGUCCGCACGGCCGCGCCCAUCCGAGUGGGAGAUCGCGUCUGUGGCGCGGUGCCGGGCAUGCACGCGCCGUCAUCCCCCGAGAUGGUGGGCGCCUUCGCCGAGUAUACAGUCGCCGCAGAUAUCACCACGAUGAAGAUCCCCGGCUACAUGUCCUUUGAGGCCGGAGCGUCUCUCGGCAGUGGCUUGGGCGCCGUUGGCAUGGCCCUAUUCCAGUCCCUAGACGUACCGGGCACACCGAAGCGCCCCGCGGAGAAGCCUGUGGACGUGCUCGUGUAUGGUGGCAGCACUGCGAACGGCACUCUGGCGAUGCAGCUGCUCAAGCUCUCGGGGCUGCGCGUCAUCGCGACUUGCUCGCCUCACAACUUCGCCCUCGUACGCUCCUACGGAGCUGAUGCGGUCUUCGACUACAGAGCGCCAUUAUGCACUGACGAUAUCCGCAAUUAUACGCAUAACUCGCUGCGCUUCGCGCUCGACUGCAUCUCGGAGCCGGAGACGAUGCAGUUUUGCUAUGCCUGCAUCGGCAGGCAAGGGGGCAAGUACACCGCGCUCGAGCCGUAUCCCGAGUUCCUCCAUACUCGGCCAAACGCCGCCGUCGUGCCAGACUGGGUCCCUGGGCCGGCAGUGUUCGGGAAGAGGCUCGGCUGGCCAGAGCCAUCGUUUGCGCGAGUUCCCAGCGACGAGCAGCGAGCAUUCGUCAUCGAAUGGUUCGCCAUCGCACAAGAACUCCUCGACGGGGGGAAGCUAAAGCCGCAUCCGCUGCGACUGCUGCCCGGCGGUCUUGACGGUGUCCUCCACGGCCUGGAGCAGCUCAGGCUGAAAAGGGUCUCGGGCGAGAAGCUCGUCUGCCGCGUUCAGGCCUCCCUCCACGAGAACAUGGACCGGAUACUGGCCGAGGAGCCGACGCCAUCAGGGCAGAAGAGGUAUCUGGUGCGUUAUACGGGGCCCGAGGGGGCCAGCAGCAGUAGCAGCAGCAGCAGCAAAUGGGUCGAGGUCGACAAGCUUCAGGAGAAGCCACAGAUUCUGCACGACUGGUACAAGGAGAAAUGGUGGACCACUUGA
Molecule: messenger RNA, 1311 nt
Organism: Purpureocillium takamizusanense
Lineage: Eukaryota; Fungi; Ascomycota; Sordariomycetes; Hypocreales; Ophiocordycipitaceae
Exons: 2
Coding region: 1-1311 (436 amino acids)
Molecular function (GO): oxidoreductase activity, acting on NAD(P)H
Source: RefSeq, a predicted model, not a curated record